Diachasmimorpha longicaudata is the source of this 421-nucleotide messenger RNA. Its product is annotated as histone H4. Gene Ontology annotation, cellular component: nucleosome. Gene Ontology annotation, biological process: nucleosome assembly. The record is from RefSeq and is a predicted model, not a curated record. Gene Ontology annotation, molecular function: structural constituent of chromatin; protein heterodimerization activity; DNA binding. Bases 66 to 377 code for a protein of 103 amino acids. The transcript has a single exon. Lineage: Eukaryota; Metazoa; Arthropoda; Insecta; Hymenoptera; Braconidae.
AAAAUGUAUCACAAGCGUUUGCUUGAUCAGUUAGUGUCGUCCUCUUCACUUAAACUUAUUUCAAGAUGACUGGCCGCGGAAAGGGAGGUAAAGGAUUGGGAAAAGGAGGAGCUAAACGCCAUCGCAAAGUACUUCGUGACAACAUCCAAGGUAUUACCAAGCCAGCCAUUCGUCGUCUUGCUCGCCGAGGUGGUGUGAAGCGUAUCUCUGGUUUGAUCUACGAGGAAACUCGUGGUGUACUCAAAGUAUUCCUUGAGAACGUCAUUCGUGAUGCUGUUACCUACACCGAACACGCCAAGAGGAAGACAGUUACAGCAAUGGAUGUUGUCUAUGCUCUGAAACGUCAAGGACGUACUCUCUACGGAUUUGGAGGUUAAACGCUUCCCUCAACGAUAAUAAAAACAAUCGGCCCUUUUCAGGG